AUGGCUACCGAAACGGAAACAUGGUCGAUACCCCCAACGACGACGGCACCCACCGACGUCACCUCGCCUGCACCAUGCCCGCCGUCGCAUCUGGACAAUCGGAUCCAUGGUUACAGGCAGAAUAGGGAUCAAACAGGAGACUGGGAUACCAACAUGACUACACCGAGUCUCAUGCCUGGAUCCAUGGUCGGGGGAUCUGGCCCUCAACAACCAGAGCAGUAUAUGAUGCAUCACAUGGGACAUCCACAACAGGGCGAAGAUAGCGAUGUCAUGUCUGACUCAGGUAGCAGCAACAUGAGCAGCUAUUCUGCCAACAGCAGCAUCUUCAGUCAUCCAAGUGUUGAAGAGACUUGCCGCCGGGCUCUACCUCACUUCCCUAGACCCGGCAUUUCUUUCCCAAUGCCCGCGCUGGAGUUUGACUUCCGCGUUGCGGUGGCCCUGAAUCCAGAGCCAUCGAGAGUGGAAAACAAAGUCAAGAAAGAAAUCACCACUGUUGCCGCUGGACAAUGGUCUGGCUCAUUCGGCAACGGAAGAAUUCUUGCCGGUGGAUAUGACUUGGGCCAGGCCAGAGGCUUUCGACCCAUCCGUAUUGUUGAAGGUGCCUUUGUCAUGCAAACUACUGACCAGCCGCCAGCCAUCCUUGAGAUGCGAACACGAGGCUCGCUCUCGGGUCCCUGCGAUAUACUGGACUCACUUCUUGGGCCCGGACAGUCGAAGGACAUUGAUCCCCGUCAAUACGGCUUCCGCAUGUUUGCCACAGUAAAGACACCUGACAAGCGCUACGCUGAAAUUGUCAACUGUGGUUUAUGGGUGGCUAGUGGCAUGUGGUCUGGCGAUGAACUUAUUAUCGAUGCCUACAGAGUUACCUGA
Molecule: messenger RNA, 870 nt
Organism: Pochonia chlamydosporia 170
Lineage: Eukaryota; Fungi; Ascomycota; Sordariomycetes; Hypocreales; Clavicipitaceae
Product: outer membrane protein, beta-barrel
Exons: 5
Coding region: 1-870 (289 amino acids)
Source: RefSeq, a predicted model, not a curated record